Zea mays is the source of this 1219-nucleotide messenger RNA. RefSeq lists its product as uncharacterized. Bases 159 to 887 code for a protein of 242 amino acids. The transcript has 2 exons. NCBI's taxonomy places the organism in Eukaryota, Viridiplantae, Streptophyta, Magnoliopsida, Poales, Poaceae. The record is from RefSeq and is marked predicted.
CGCGAAAUAACCACCGUUUCCUUGCAGCUCGCGAAUCUGCGGCCCCCGUUCCCCGACCCGACACGGCACACCACUCGCUCCAGUCCGCCUUCAUCCAACGGUUCCCCUCCUAUUUGCCCUCGGAAUCCCGCCCGCGAACCCUAGCCGGCCUCCGCGAGAUGGACGAGGACUGGGAGCUCCUCCUCGCGUCCCCCAAGGCGGCGCCGGCCGAGCCGUACGCCGGCGGCGGAGGAGACGGGGAGGUCGACGCCGGCGCCAUCAAGCACGACUACUUCGACCUCGGCUCCGACGCCAAGUACCCCCGGAGGGCGUCGCCGUCGAAGGGAAGCGAGGAGGAGUGUGCGGAGGAGGGGCCUUUCGCGGCGUCGGACAACGCGGGCUGGGUGGAGCCGGACCCCGACGACCUUCUCUUCCCCGGCCGCGACCGCGCGGCGCUCUGGUCGCACUCGUCCUCCGACGGGGAGAGGCCCGAGGUCGAGGUCGAGGUUGAGGCCGCCGAUCAGGUGGAACGGGCCGGGGUCACGGCGGCGGCUGACGCGGGCGAGGGGGCCGUGGCGAAGGGAGGAGGGCCGGCCCAGUGGUGGAGGCUGCCGCUGGACGUGCUGCGGGUGUGGGCGCUGCGCGCGGCCAGGAGCGUCUGGUCGGUGCCGCUCGCCGUCGCGCUGCUCGGGUUCGCCGUGCUCGGGCGCCGGCUGUACCGGAUGCGCCGCCAGAGCAAGGCCGUCGCGCGCGUCCGCCUCGUCCUCGACGAGAAGAAGGUCUCCCAAUUCAAGGGCCAAGGAUCACGUCUGAAUGAAUCCAUGACGGUGGCGCGGCGAACUCCUAUCAUAAAACCUAUGCUUCCUGCCAACGGAGUGACUCCAUGGCCUGUGCUGGGACACCUGUGAGAUGACGUGAUCGAGCUAGUAGUACAAGUACAACUGCCCCAGCCCACGUUGCCACAGGCGGGCAUAUUAUGCGAUGCCCAGCAGCAGAUGUACUACUGGCUGCUUGUAAUUUGGAACUACACACUUGUGGAAGACCUUGUAAGUUUAGGACCUGAUCUAGUUUAUGCCCCUUCUGUGUAUACCCAUGCUUAUAUUUUUAUUUCCUGAAUCCUUAUGUCAUCGAUCUUGUGUGCUGGAGUUGUAAAUGAUUGGAUACUCAGUACCCAUGGUACUAUGGUAGUGUGAUGUAUAUGACUAUUACCCAUAAAUCAAUGCACGAGUGGAAGCUUGAU